Messenger RNA from Prunus dulcis (almond), 5251 nucleotides. RefSeq names its product putative disease resistance RPP13-like protein 1. The record is from RefSeq and is a predicted model, not a curated record. Lineage: Eukaryota; Viridiplantae; Streptophyta; Magnoliopsida; Rosales; Rosaceae. The coding region runs from base 218 to 4201 and encodes 1327 amino acids. Gene Ontology annotation, biological process: defense response to other organism. Gene Ontology annotation, molecular function: ADP binding. The transcript is spliced from 6 exons.
UUAGAAGUUUUCCCCCCAGAGAAUAAAGUGAGAGAUUUUUUAAAAGUUAAUAUUACACGCUAAUUAGAAGUUAAUUAUGAUCACUUAGGCUAACAAACUCAAACACUCACAGCCCCCCAACGGAACUUAGAUAAAUACAUAAAAAGCUUUCAUACUGCCUUACCUGUAUUUCCAAGUUACUUUCAUCCAACUCCCUUGCAAGGAAAAGAAGAGAAAAAUGGCUGGAGCUUUGAUCGGAGGGGCCUUUAUUUCUGCUUCCAUCCAGGUGAUUUGUGACAGAAUUGCUUCACCCGAGUUCGUCUACUUAUUUCGGCACAAGAAACUGGAUCAACGUCUCCUCAUGGAACUGAAGACGACGCUGUUGACCUUGAACGCAGUGCUCGAUGAUGCAGAGGAGAAGCAAAUUGAGAAACCAAAUGUGAGAGAGUGGCUUGACGAGCUCAAACAUGCUGUCUUUGAUGCCGAGGACUUGCUGGAUGAGAUCAACUAUGAAGCUUUGCGAUGCAAGCUGCAAGGUGAUGCUCAAAACGACAAUUUCACAAGUAAGAUGUCUACCUUCCUCCCCACUUCUCGUAAUAAAUUUUAUCGAAGGAUGAAUGCUAAGAUACAAGAGUUGUUACAAAAAUUAGAACAUUUUGUACAACAGAAAGUUGCUCUCGGUCUGAGAGAAGAUGUUGGGAGAAAGGUUUCACAAAGAACUCCAACAACUUCCUUGGUUCAUGAACCUUGUGUAUAUGGGAGAGAUGAAGCCAAACAAAAUUUAUUAGAAGUGUUAUUCGAUGAUGCAAGUGAGGAAAAUGUGUCUGUCAUCCCCAUUGUUGGAAUGGGUGGGGUUGGCAAGACAACCCUUGCUCGAAUGCUUUACAAUGACAAUAAGGUGAAAGAGCAUUUUACCCUUAAGGCUUGGGCUUGUGUUUCAGAAGAUUAUGAUGCUAUCAGGGUAACUAAAACUCUUCUCGAGUCAGUGACUUCAAAACCUUGUAAUAAGACAGAUCUGAAUUUGCUUCAAGUUGAGCUAAGUGAAGAACUGAGGGGGAAGAAAUUUUUAUUUGUGUUGGAUGACCUUUGGAAUCAGAAAUAUACUGAUUGGAACUGUCUCCAAACUCCUUUCACUUCAGGGGCAAGGGGAAGUAAAGUCAUCGUAACAACACGGAACAAAAAUAUAGCAUCUUUCAUGCAAAAUGUUCCCACUCAACCCUUGGAACCAUUGUCGCAUGAAGAUUGUUGGUCAUUACUUGCAAAACAUGCGUUUGGAAAUGUAAACUGUAGUGCAUAUCCAAGCUUGGAAGAAAUCGGCAAGAAAAUUGCACGAAAGUGCAAUGGGUUGCCUUUAGCUGCACAAACACUUGGCGGUUUGUUACGUUCCAGGCUGGACUCUGAGGUAUGGAACAGAGUACUAAACAACAGCAUUUGGGAUUUACCUUCAGAGAAGAGUGACAUUCUUCCUGCUCUAGGAUUGAGUUAUCAUUAUCUUCCAGCUAAGUUAAAACGAUGCUUUAUUUAUUGUUCAAUUUUCCCAAAAGACUUUGAAUUCAAAGUAGAAGACGUUGUUUUUCUUUGGAUGGCGGAAGGUUUAAUUUCACAAGCGGAGAAUGGGGACAACAUGGAAGAGGUGGCUAAGGAAUAUUUUGAUGAACUGUUGUCUCGAUCAUUGUUUCAAACGUCAAGGAAAUCAAGUUUCGUUAUGCAUGAUCUCAUCAAUGACUUGGCUGUGUUCAUGUCUAAAGGAUUUUGUUCCAGGUUGGAAGGUGGUAAGGAAUCAUGUGAUGUAGAACGAGUUCGCCAUUUGUCAUAUUCUAGGGGAAAAUUUGAUGUUGCUCUUAAAUUUGAGCCAUUAAAGGGGGCUAAGUGUUUGCGGACCUUCCUACCUACCUCUUUAAAUACUUAUGAAGAGCAUUAUUAUCUAGGUAAAAAGGUUGUACAAGAUUUGAUAUCGUCACACAGAUGUUUACAGGUGUUAUCAUUGUCACGUUAUAGUAAUGUCACUCAACUACCUGAUUCUAUUAAAAAUCUUAUUCACUUGCGCUAUUUGGAUCUCUCUAGAACUGCAAUUGAAAGGUUACCUGGUGUACUUUGCAGUUUGUACAAUUUGCAGACGUUACUAUUGUCAAAUUGUUCCUCUCUCAUUGAAUUACCUGCAGACUUGAGAAAAUUGAUAAAUUUACAGAAAUUAAUGCUGGGAGGUUGUGCGUCUCUUGCUAAAUUGCCUGUAGACCUGUGGGAAUUAAUUAGUUUGCGUCAUCUUGAUGUGAGUGGAACUAAAAUUGCAGAGAUGCCAGCACAAAUGAGUAGACUAAAAAGUUUGAGAACAUUGACUGCUUUUGUUGUGGGGAAAUCUAUUGGGUCGACCAUUGGGGAAUUGGGGGAGCUUCCACAUCUUCAAGGAAAACUUUCAAUUCUAAAACUGCAAAAUGUAGUUGAUGCUAAGGAUGCCGUGCAAGCCAAUUUGAAGAAUAAGAAUGAUUUGAAGGAGUUAGAGUUGGCAUGGGACGAUGAAGACUCAGAUGAUUCCGAAAAAGUGAGAGAUGUACUUGGCAAGCUCCAGCCUUCAAUUAGUUUGGAGAAACUAAUCAUCAACUUUUACGGUGGAACUAACUUCCCGAAUUGGUUAGGAGACUCAUGCUUCUCUAACAUACAAGUUAUGCGUCUCAGUAAUUGUAAAUAUUGUUGGUCGCUGCCACCAGUUGGGGGGCUACCUGCUCUCAAAGAGCUCUAUAUAGAAAGGAUGGAAUUUGUUAAGACAAUUGGUGUUGAGUUCUAUGGCAGAAAUGGAGCGUAUCUAAUUCAGCCAUUUCAAUCACUGGAGAAACUGGAGUUUAAGGAGAUGGCAGAGUGGGAGGAAUGGAUACCAAGUGGAAGUGGAGGUCCAGACUUUCCUCGUCUCCAGGUGCUGAUCCUAAGUGUGUGUCCGAAGUUGAGAGGAAGCUUGCCUUGUGAUCUGCCUUGCUUGAAGAAACUUAGAGUGGGUUGGUGUGGGGUUUUGCAUGAUCAAGGGGCCACUGCUACUACUAGCAGUAGUACUAGUCUCAACUACAAUUCUCUUGAAGAAUUAGGAAUAGGUGAAUGCCAAACAGGUCUGUUAUCAUUACUAGAGACAAAGCUCCUCUCCCAACUUGCCAUUCAACAUUUUAAUGACAUACAGUGCUUGCCCAACAUCAAUCGUCUUCAAAGUUUGUCUCUCUGGAAUUGUCCAACGCUGUCGUCGUUCCCUGAAGAUGGCCUACCCACUUCGUUGACAUCACUUACAAUAGUCGAUUGUAGGAUAUUAGAAUUCCUACCUCAAGAGAUGUUGGCCAAAUUAACAUCACUCCACUUUUUGAUGAUAUAUAAUAGCUGUGAUUCAAUGAGGUCCUUCCCCUUGGGCAUUUUUCCCAAAUUGACGACACUUGAAAUUGGUUGCUGUGACAAUCUGGAAUCGCUUUGCUUGAUUGAAGAAGGAGCGGUUCUCAGUCAUCUAAAUAGCCUGGAGGUCUAUGAUUGUCCAAAUCUGGUGUGUUUUCCCCAGGGAGGAUUACCCACUCCCAACCUGACUCGAUUGAAAUUCGAUGGAUGCGCGAAGUUGAAGUCAUUACCUGAACAUAUUCACACCCUCACAGCCCUUGGAAAUUUGAAUAUAAGCAAUCUUCCAAAUCUAGAGUCAAUUGCAGAAGAUGGGGGUUUACCUCCCAACCUCCGAGAUUUUAACAUUAAUAAUUGUGAGAGACUGAGGGCUUCAUCUUCGUCAGUGGGAGACUACAGUAACUGGGGUUUGCAAGCACUUGUCUCCCUUGAAAAAUUUACAAUUCGUGGCAGGGGAAGUGAUGAAAUCUUAGAGACGUUGCUCAAGCAACAGCUUCUCCCUACCACUGUUCGCACUCUCCGCAUCGCGGAACUUUCAACUCUGAAAUCUUUGGAUGUAAAGGGACUUGCACGCCUUACUUUUCUUGAAACUCUAGAAAUUAUUAGGUGUAAAAGUCUGGAAUUCCUGCCAGGAGAGGUACUUAAACACCUCACUUCUCUUCAACGGCUAUACAUUUAUGGCUGUCCGAGUCUCCAAUUCGUGCCAGAAGAGGGUCUGCCGCCAUCUCUUUAUUAUCUGUACAUCUCCGAUUGUUCUGCCCUGGAGAAAAGGUAUCAGAAUAAGACGGGACAAGAUCAUUGGGCCAGUAUAUCUCACAUUCAAUGCAUCGAGAUAAAUGAUGAAGUCAUCUUAAGAGAAUAAAACAAACAAGUCCCACAAAUCAUUCCUUCAGCUGCAAAGUUCCAUUUGAUGACACUUGAAAUGUUGUAUGUAUACUUGCAGACUCAUGUUUGGAGGUCAAAGAAACUUGUGUAGGCAACCAUGCAUGAUUUCAGAGUCGAAGCUGCUUCACUGGCCUUUCUGUGCUCGCUUCUGUAAGGGAUCAAACCAAGCAGGUUCAUACAUUGAAUGUAUCACAUCAUCAGCGUUUCAGACAGAAAAUGGGCCUUGAAUUGUGUUCUGAGCCAAUGGAUUUUUCUAGAAUCUAAAGUGCAAUGGAAAAUUACUGAAGUGAUCUACACGAAGAGUAAACAUUUUUUCUGUUGGAUGCUGGAGGUGCCUCUUAUAAGUGGCUAAGUUGCAAUAUGUGGUGUCAUCAAAUGCUCUGCAAAAAGCAGUUCAAGUUGAGACUGGAGCUGAACAAGGAUCAGGUCAGCUGUAUAUUUCGUGGAACAGACCCAGCAUGUUCAUACAUGGCUUGGCUCACUUCAUCAUCUUUUGAGACAGAAAAUCAGCCUUCAACCGUCUGCUGAUUCAAUAGACUUUUCUAUAUAUCUCAAGUGCAAUGGAAAAUUGCAGACUUACAUAAAGAUUCGCUAAGAUUUCUGUUUGAAAUUUUCUACCGGAGGCUGGAAAUGCUUCUUAUAAGUGGCUAAGUUGCAAAAAAUUGUAGGAUUGAAGGCUCUGCAGACUGCACAGAGGUAAGAAGUCAUCGUCAUCAAGUAACUCCUAAAUGGCUGCAUCUUAGAAGAAUGACACUGAAUCUGACUCCUAAAUGGCUGCAUCAUCUUCAAUCUAAAGAUUAGAAGUCACAUGAAAAAGUGUUGUAUUCUUUUGUCCUCUAUUGUAGUUUAUUUGGUGCUCUUUUGACUUUUAGAGGUGUUUUCAAAUUUGAGAAUCCAGUAAAUGCAUGCGUACAUAUAUUGAAAGUAUUCCAUAUGAUUUCUUCUCGAAGAAUUUUCGCGAUAAUAUUUCUCGGAAGUGUUUUCUUACAUACUGAUGAAAUGAAGUAAUCACAAGCUUAUAUAGCUA